AUGUCCCGUGUUUCGUUGCUACUUGCCAGCCUUCUCGUACCUUCUGUCUACUCAACUUAUCUUUCCGAGUCAUGGAUGCUCAGCUCUGAAAAGCCGACCGGCCCUCAAUGUGUAACCAUUCCACGAAACCUCACCAUCUGCUACGGCAUGCAGUACAGUCAAAUGCGGCUGCCGAACUUACUGGAACACGAGACAAUCAACGAGGCGAUUCAUCAGUCGAAUGACUGGAAAUCAUUACUGCAGCUGAACUGUCAUCCCGACACCCAGCUGUUUUUGUGCUCCUUGUUCGCUCCAAUAUGUCUACCCACUAUGGACAAAGAAAUUCUACCCUGUAGGUCACUCUGCUGGGCAGUGAAACAGGGUUGUGAAGGCCGAAUGUCCAUUUACGGCUUCCCGUGGCCAGAAAUGCUGUCUUGCGAGAAAUAUCCAGAGGACAACGACAUGUGCAUCAAGGCGGUGAACACCGAAAAACAAGCACGAGACAUCAGCUGUCCGGCGUGCAUUCAGGUCGGCACCUACGAGAACCUCGUCGACCACUUUUGUCGCAGCCAACUAGUACUGAAAGCGAAAGUAACCAGAAUCAAUGGAGCACACAUAAGGUUUCGUAAUGGACGAAGUUUGAAGAAAGCAGACAGAAGAAGAGUUCUUGAAGACAACGAUGUGCGCCUUUCGACCAAUUCCUCGGAAUGUCCCUGCAACAUCAUUGACGGGUCCGAACGUCGUUUUCUAGUGAUGGCGUCUAAAAGCACCGAUGGAAAACUUGUGGCGAACCUCAUACUUCCAUGGAAGAAAGAUAAGAACUUCAGACGAGCGAUCCACCAAUUCCAGCGUCUGAACUGCAAAUCGUUAGGUCGGGAAAUUCGAGAGAGUGCCUCACGAAGGCCACACUACUAUUCAAUGAGGCGGCACAACCAGCGGCACCUCUUGUGA
Molecule: messenger RNA, 930 nt
Organism: Angiostrongylus costaricensis
Lineage: Eukaryota; Metazoa; Nematoda; Chromadorea; Rhabditida; Metastrongylidae
Source: the annotation of a GenBank genome assembly